AUGGAUUCCGUUCCCAAACGCAGCGGCCCGGGGCUGAACGGUGUCGCAAGACGAUCCCUCGGCAUCGGUCUACUGCUGAUAGUAGUGUUUCUGUGGACAGCGUCGAAUUUCCUGGCUAGUACUAUCUUUGCCGACGAUACAUAUUCCAAGCCGUUCUUUGUGACGUACAUUAACACCUCGUUGUUUAUUCUGCCACUCUUUACGAUUAUCUUCGGCCGCGUCUGGCGAUUAUGGCGCACGGGCAAGAUAUCCCGGAUUCGCUCGUUCCGGAGUCUACUGCGACAUCUAGACUCGCACGACCCCGAAGCCGAAACGCAGAGCAUCCUUCAUCAUGAUGCGCAUCGAGACAGUGAAGACGCGCCCGACGAUCCUGAGGCGUGGAAUGCCGCCCGGCUGGCGCCGGAGGGGAAGUACCAAGAAGCCUCCAAGCUGGGCUUGAGGGCGACGGCGAAGCUGAGCUUCGAGUUCUGCAUGCUAUGGUUUCUUGCCAAUUAUUUCGCCAUGGCCUGUCUACAGUAUACGACCGUAGGAAGUACUACCAUUCUAACCUCAACGAGCGGCGUAUGGACCCUCAUCUUCGGAGCCGUCAUCGGAGUCGAGAAAUUUACCGUCCGCAAACUCCUCGGCGUGGUCGCUUCAUUGGUCGGCAUCAUGCUGAUAUCCCGUGUCGACUUAUCUUCGUCUCCAGAGGUCCCACCAGCCGACAACAAUGGCGGCAGCACGUUUCCCUCCAAGACCCCAGCCGAGAUUGCCCUAGGCGACGCCAUGGCGGGCUUCAGCGCCGUCAUGUACGGCGUGUACACCAUUGUCCUGAAGAAGCAGGUGGGCGACGAAUCGCGCGUCAACAUGCAGCUCUUCUUCGGGCUUGUCGGCCUCUUCAACAUGUUCCUGCUGUGGCCGGGCUUCAUCAUCCUCCAUUUCACUGGGAUCGAGACCUUCGCGAUGCCCGACACCGGCCGAGUAUGGACUAUCAUCUGGACAAACUCCUUCGCCUCCCUCGCCUCAGACAUCUGCUGGGCCUACGCCAUGCUCCUAACCACGCCCCUCGUCGUCACCGUCGGUCUCAGCCUCACCAUCCCGCUCUCCCUAGUUGGCCAGAUCAUCCUCCAAGGCCAGUACGCCAGCGGCCUAUACUGGGUCGGCGCCACCAUCGUCUUCCUCUCCUUUUUGAUCGUGAACCACGAAAGCCAGGAGUCAGUUGCAGCGCAGUCGGAGGAGUCGUCUAGAGUGACUUAUGAUGCUCUUCCUGGUGAUGAGGGACAAUGA
Molecule: messenger RNA, 1266 nt
Organism: Aspergillus melleus
Lineage: Eukaryota; Fungi; Ascomycota; Eurotiomycetes; Eurotiales; Aspergillaceae
Product: DMT family transporter
Exons: 6
Coding region: 1-1266 (421 amino acids)
Biological process (GO): regulation of peptide transport
Cellular component (GO): membrane
Source: RefSeq, a predicted model, not a curated record